This is a messenger RNA of Ooceraea biroi (clonal raider ant), 1868 nucleotides long. Its product is annotated as growth hormone-regulated TBC protein 1-A. Lineage: Eukaryota; Metazoa; Arthropoda; Insecta; Hymenoptera; Formicidae. Gene Ontology annotation, biological process: regulation of GTPase activity. The record is from RefSeq and is a predicted model, not a curated record. Gene Ontology annotation, molecular function: GTPase activator activity; small GTPase binding.
ACGCGUUUUUCAAAACAUCACGAAUUGGAUGCAAUGUAACUUGAUGCGAUAUGAUACUAAUGAUACGUUAAACUCUCUCUUUCUCUCUUUCAUCCGAUAACUUAUGACAAGCAUAACAAAAUAUAUUGCGAAUGAAUCAUGUGAUCCACUAGCAUGAUUCAUUUCGAUCCGCGUGAUUUCGACUAUUUGACGUCCGUCAUAAUUUUUUAAUAAAUGGUCGUGUGUAGUCCUCGAGAGACCGAGCGUGUCGCGAGGUUUAUAUUUAGAAACACGAUUGCGAAGCGUUGGCUGUUUUUUUUUCCGGCUACGAUAUCGCGAUAGUAAUCUCAUAACCUAACACUCGCAGCGCCGAUAAUCAACCGUAUUAUCACUUGAAUAGAGUGUGGUGAAAUGUGCGCGUCGCGCAUCCACUCUGCAUCUCGUUCUCCGCGCGCGACAAAAAUAACACGCAGUGUUCCGAAACAUUUCCGUGAUUAAUGUUACUCGGUAUCAGCAAGAAAAAUUCGUAGGCGUGAAUAAAAUAUCUAUGGACGGAGCUGCAAGUACGCAUAUGCGAUUGUGUAGACUUGUUGACACCCACCGAAUUACGUAGGGCAUGGCAAGUUCAUGCUUCAGCGAUGUGGACGAAUAUGGCUUUGAACGACCACACGAUUUCGAUUAUGAAACCUACGAAGACUUUAUGUCAGCAUACCUUAAAGUUCUUGCAAAAAUGGCCAAGAAGUGGGCAAAAAUUAUUGGUGAGGGAAAGUCACUGCAGCGAAGCAUUACGAUAAAAAAGUAUGUUCGUAAAGGCAUUCCAGGAGAACAUAGAGGAUUGGUAUGGCUCGCCGUGAGCGGUGGAGAAGAUAUGAAAAAUGCAUCACCAGAUUUUUAUCAAAAGUUAUUGCAAUCUCCACAUAACAUGGAGAUUGCGGAAAUUAUAAAAACUGAUCUUCCAAGAACAUUUCCAGAUAAUAUAUUCUUUAACAAUACAGAGAAUCAACAACAUCAACUUUAUAAUGUGUUGUUGGCUUUUGCUCAUCAAAACAAAACUGUUGGUUAUUGCCAGGGUCUAAACUACAUAGCAGGAUUACUUUUGCUUGUAACAAAAAGCGAAGAGACAGCAUUUUGGUUAUUAAAAGUAUUAAUCGACAAAAUUUUGCCAGAUUAUUAUACACGUACUAUGGAUGGUCUACUUACUGAUAUUGACGUGCUCGCAGAAUUAGUAAGGAUAAAAAUGCCUGAUGUGUAUCAGCAUGUAACAAACUUAGGACUGCCUUGGGCAGUAAUCACAACAAAAUGGUUUGUGUGUUUAUUUGCCGAAGUUUUACCUAUAGAGACUACUCUACGUAUCUGGGAUUGCCUCUUUUACGAGGGUACCAAGAUUAUCUUCCGCGUUGCACUGACGCUUAUAAAAAGAAAUAGAUCUAAUCUAUUAGCCUGUCAAGAUUUUGCAACGUUAGCCGAAUGUUUCAAGGAAAUUACGAAGGAUAGCAUUGUCUUACGAUGUCACGAGUUCAUGCAAAGUAUUUUUAAAGUACCUGGAUCACUGCCUGGGGGCACAAUAGUCAAGUUAAGAACAAAAGUAACGCAACAACGUUCAGAACAAAAGCAAGAUAAGUUAGGACGAUAGUAUUCACGACCGAAUUGUCGCAUACACCGAAAUAUUCUAGUCGCUUAUUCAUUUGCAAAUUAUUUUUUGCAAAAUGAAUGCAUACAUCAAGUUGUAUCAUAUUGUUAUUGCAUAAUGAUUCUAUGCCCUUACUGUAUACAUACAGUGUUUGUUCAGCAGUUUAAGAAAUUACAAAUGACUCGUACACUCAAUUACUCUAAGUUUACUUUAGUUUAUUAUUGUACAUGUUAUAAUAAAAGAAUGUUAUCAAAUUUAA